Molecule: messenger RNA, 1980 nt
Organism: Erigeron canadensis
Lineage: Eukaryota; Viridiplantae; Streptophyta; Magnoliopsida; Asterales; Asteraceae
Exons: 17
Coding region: 152-1672 (506 amino acids)
Biological process (GO): rRNA processing
Cellular component (GO): nucleus
Molecular function (GO): protein binding
Source: RefSeq, a predicted model, not a curated record
ACUCCUUUCUCGCCCUACACUUCUUAUAAGCAAAACCCUGACCUCAGCCUCCCAAAACCCUCCGACCACCGCCGUCAAAAGCCACCACUCUCCGUCCAGGAUAUAUAUAUAUACACACACACACACACAUAUAUUUGUAGUUAAAAGAAAAAUGAUAUCAUCAAUAUCAUGGGUUCCAAAAGGAGCCUCAAAACCUGUCCCAUCUGCAGCUGACCCUCCUUCUAAAGAGGAAAUUGAAGAGAUUAAAAAAGCAGCCCUCUUGGGAAAAGGUUUUGAUGUUGAAAGUGAGGAAGGUAAUGAGGAUGAUGAUGAAGAUAUGACUGCUGUUGAUGAAUCAACAGAACAGCCUGAUGAAAUCGAGCAGGCGAUAGGUGCAGCUAAUGCACUUGGUAAGGUUUCUACAAAGAAAACUAGUGGUGGCUCCAGCAGCUUCUCCGACAUUGCAGAUGGGUUGGACGAACUAAACAUGGAUGAUUAUGAUGAUGAAGAUGAUGACAUCGACAUAUUUGGUUCGGGGCUUGGGGACACAUUCUAUCCGAGCAAUGAGUUAGACCCUUAUCUGAAGGAUAAAGGCGAUGAUGAGGAUUCUGAGGAGCUUGAAGACAUUAUGAUCAAAGCUGAUGAUGCUGUUUUAGUUUCUACACGUAAUGAGGAUGAUAUGAGUUAUCUAGAUGUAUGGAUAAUAGAGGAUCCUGAUGGUGAUUCAAACGCAUAUGUUCAUCAUGACAUUCUUAUCCCAGCAUUUCCAUUAUGCACAGCAUGGCUUGAUUGCCCAAUUAAAGGUGGCGAAAAAGGGAAUUUUAUAGCAGUUGGCUCAAUGGAACCAUCAAUCGAAAUAUGGGAUCUUGAUAUUGUGGAUGAAGUUCAACCUUCACUAAUACUAGGUGGUUAUUCUGAAAAGAAAAAGAAGAAGAAAGGAAAGAAGACCGAGAAAUCUAUCAAGUACAAAAAAGAUAGUCACACAGGUGCAGUACUUAGUCUUGCUUGGAACAAAGGCUUUAGGAAUAUUCUUGCGAGCGCUAGUGCUGACAAACUAGUGAAGGUUUGGGAUGUAGCUACUGGCGAUUGUAAACUUACCAUGAAUCACCAUACUGAUAAGGUUCAAGCAGUUGCAUGGAAUCAUCAUGAGCAUGAAGUUCUUCUCAGUGGAUCUUUCGAUCAUACAGUAGUUAUGAGGGAUGGAAGGAAACCUACUCAUACUGGGUUUAAGUGGCUUGUUGGUGCCGACGUUGAAAGCUUGGCAUGGGAUCCACAUGACCAACAUUCAUUUGUGGUGAGUCUCGAGAAUGGUACAAUUCUUGGUUUUGAUAUCAGAACAGCAGCAUCGAAUUCAUCCACAGAAUUAAAGCCGACGUUUACUAUCCAUGCACAUGAUAAAGCUGUUUGUGCUAUUUCGUAUAACCCUCUGGUGCCAAAUCUUAUUGCAACUGGUUCUGAAGACAAAAUGGUCAAGCUAUGGGAUUUGUCAAACAACCAACCUUCGUGUUUAGCCUCACAGAAUCGUAAAGCAGGAGCUGUUUUUGCCUUGUCUUUCUUGGAAGACUGUCCCUUUUUGCUUGCUCUUGGUGGUUCUAAAGGAAAAUUGGAGUUAUGGGACACAUUAUCCGACGCUACCAUUUCAAAAAGAUACGGGAAAUAUGCCAGGCAAGAUAAGGCACCCGCUUCAACAUGAGUUUCUUUUUCCCUUUAGGUUUUAUGUUGCAUCACCUGCUAUACUGGGCUUCAAUGAGUAUGGUUUGUAUGAUGUUUUGAAAGUCAAUGUAAUAUGAUUUUGAUACAAGACUUGUUUUGGUGGGUAAAAUGUCACCUAGGGUUUAGUUGUAUACAAAAUGUUAGAACAAGGGAAAAAACCAGCAAAAGUGAAAGGUUAUAAUUUCAUGGCUUGCAUAUAGUCAUUUAAGUACUUUUUUUGCGAUGUAAUCGAAGCCUAAAAUUCAAGUUUUGUAAUUUUAUGUUUUCUGUUGAUAUGUUUAAGAAAAA